This is a messenger RNA of Eimeria necatrix, 573 nucleotides long. RefSeq names its product reticulon domain-containing protein, putative. NCBI's taxonomy places the organism in Eukaryota, Apicomplexa, Conoidasida, Eucoccidiorida, Eimeriidae. The transcript has a single exon. The record is from RefSeq and is a predicted model, not a curated record. Bases 1 to 573 code for a protein of 190 amino acids.
AUGGGGAGCUCACAAGAAUGCGGCGGCUGCACUGUGGCCCGCCUACUUGGCCUCGAGUCUCGAACAAACAGCCUGGCCCUCUUCGUGUCGGUGAACCUGUUCUACUUCCUCGUCUUUGCAAUGGGAAAGAGCAUGGUCUCUCUCCUUUGCUACCUGUGCCUUGCUCCAGUCAUGCUUGGGCUGUUACUAAAGGCACUGCAUCUCACUCCGACACAGGAGGGGCCCUGGGAAAUUGUCAGCCGGUCCGGCAUAGAGUCCAAGGUGGAGUGGCUCUACGAUCGGACUAACCAGUUCCUGGAGUUUUGCCGGGACGUUUGCUUGUGGAAGAACGUGUUCUUCACGACGAAGGUGUGCUGCGCGCUGCUGACGCUCGGUUAUGUUUCUUCAUUCUUGUCAUUUGCCAGCCUCGUGUUCGUCUCGACUUGGAGCUGGUUUUUGUACAGCAGCUGUUCUUCGCUCUUCCACGAGACUAUAUACCCGGUCGUCUCCCCCUACAUCAAGUUAGCAAACCAGGCAUUCCACAAAGUAUUCCAGUCUAUUCCAAAGAUGGAAGCGAGUGAUAAAAAGCACUAG